AUGCUAGACUACAUUGAAAAGUCAUCCGAUGACGUAAAGGCAUACCAUUGCAUGGAGGAGUUCUAUUCGUUGACGCUUGAAUCGUUCCAGAAUACCAACAACGAACGUCUCUGGCUGAAGACAAACAUAAAGCUUGCAAAGCUUUGGUUGGAUAAGAAGGAAUAUGCGCAACUUAGCAGGAAGCUUAAAGAGCUCCACAAGGCCUGCCAACGGUCGGACGGAACUGAUGAUCCAUCCAAGGGAACCUAUUCGCUGGAGAUAUACGCCCUGGAGAUCCAAAUGUAUGCCAAUACCAAGAAUAAUAAGAGGCUGAAGGCGCUAUACCAAAGGGCGCUCAAAGUUAGGUCUGCUGUUCCGCAUCCAAAAAUCAUGGGUAUUAUACGUGAGUGCGGCGGCAAAAUGCAUAUGAGCGAAGAGAAUUGGAAGGAAGCUCACAGCGACUUCUUUGAAUCAUUCCGCAACUACGACGAAGCCGGAUCGAUGCAACGCAUCCAGGUGUUGAAGUAUAUGGUUCUAGCCACAAUGCUGAUGAAGUCGGAUAUCAACCCGUUCGACUCACAAGAGACGAAGCCAUAUAAAGAUGAUCCUCGAGUUUCUGGCAUGACUGACCUUGUAGAUGCCUUCCAGCGCGAUGACAUCCAUGCCUACGAGGCAGUCCUCCGGAACAAGCCAGAUCUUUUAGAGGACCACUUCAUCGCUGAAAACAUCGGUGAAGUCAGCCGUAACAUGCGCACCAAGGCCGUUGUGAAACUCAUCCAGCCCUACACUCGCUUCACCCUUGCAUUUGUCUCCAAGAAGCUCAAAAUCUCGGUUACGGAAGUCCAAGACAUCCUCAGUUUCCUGAUUCUCGAUGGAGAGCUCGCUGAUGCAAAAAUAAACGAAGAAGACGGCAUUGUGGAAAUCACCCGAAGAUGCGAUAUUGACAAGGAGCGCUCCAACGCCCUGCUAUUAUGGAACAAUAACCUUAGAAUGCUCUAUGAUUCAACCUUCAGCCAGGCCGAAGGAUUCAGGCCCGAAAAUGUCCACAACAUGCACCCCUUGAUGGGAGGUUUUGGUGGAAUGAGAUACGCCAAUCUUUAUUCCCAUGAAUCGACCAUAUCGGGCACAAGCUUUGGAAUGGGAGAAAGGUCAUUCAAAUUUCCAAAAGGGAAAACGGGUCGAUCUUCCUGGGGCAAGCUUACGUCUUAA
Molecule: messenger RNA, 1188 nt
Organism: Trichophyton rubrum CBS 118892
Lineage: Eukaryota; Fungi; Ascomycota; Eurotiomycetes; Onygenales; Arthrodermataceae
Exons: 1
Coding region: 1-1188 (395 amino acids)
Biological process (GO): protein deneddylation
Cellular component (GO): COP9 signalosome
Source: RefSeq, a predicted model, not a curated record